This is a messenger RNA of Penicillium macrosclerotiorum, 885 nucleotides long. RefSeq lists its product as uncharacterized. Bases 1 to 885 code for a protein of 294 amino acids. Gene Ontology annotation, molecular function: hydrolase activity. Lineage: Eukaryota; Fungi; Ascomycota; Eurotiomycetes; Eurotiales; Aspergillaceae. The transcript has 2 exons. The record is from RefSeq and is a predicted model, not a curated record.
AUGGAAUCCACGGACGUUGAAAUACGCUGGCGUCAUCUGCCUCCUCCUGAAGAGUCGAAGGCAUACCCGGGAUUCCGUCCAUCGAUCACCGUUUUACCAGUGGGCCAUAAACGAAGGAAAAACUCUCGUUCCCUUCAUGAGCCUAUGAUUUUUGAGCGAGAUCAAACUCUUCGUCUUCGUGACGGAACCAAAAUAUACGCCGAUAUAUAUCGCCCCGUUAGUGAGAAUGUUGUACCGGCUAUCAUGGUUUGGGGCCCAUAUGGAAAAUCGGGCAGUGGUGGGUUUGAGAAUGGGUUUAUGGCAAAACUCUCCCUGCUGACUUCAAGGCUACAAACAGGACAUUUGAACCUAGAUUCUUUCCCGCUGCGACCGAAAGCCGACUCUCUGGCUAUGAGAGUUUUGAGGGGUAAGAAGCUCGGCGUUGCAUAUUUCAAAGGCUAUACUGAAGAAUCACUUAGCCCAGACCCUGCUGAAUGGGUACCACGAGGCUACGCUAUUGUUAACGUGGAUGCCAGAGGCGCGAUGGACUCAGAAGGAUCCAUGAGAUUCUGGGGCUCCGGCGACGGGAAAGAUGGAUACGAUGCUAUCGAGGAUAUUGCAGGUCAAUCAUGGUGCAAUGGCAAGGUAGCCAUGCUAGGAAACUCAUGGCUCGCUAUAUCGCAGUGGUUUAUUGCCGCUGAGAGACCGCCACAUCUGGCUUGUAUUGCUCCCCUUGAAGGUGUCAGUGAUCCAUUCCGGGAGCAGUUUCGUCGAGGGGGGAUUCCCGAGUUGCAAUUUUGGAAAGCUUUAUCAGGCCUGCUCUGCGGUUCGUAUCGAUGUUUGCUUUAUUUCAUUUCGUAUAUUUCUGAUAUGAGACAGGCCGCAAUGACAUGGAAGAUAUCGUGA